This is a messenger RNA of Sclerotinia borealis F-4128, 1047 nucleotides long. NCBI's taxonomy places the organism in Eukaryota, Fungi, Ascomycota, Leotiomycetes, Helotiales, Sclerotiniaceae. The record is from the annotation of a GenBank genome assembly.
AUGUCUACCUCUACCAACGGCAACGGUGUCCUAGAAGCUGGACAAGCGAGCAAACCCCGCUAUGUAGAUGUACAUUCUCCUGCCUACCUAAUAGGCAUAAAUCUCACUGAUCCCGUAUACUCUGGCAUCUACUACGAUACGCAACGGCAUCCUCCCGACCUCCCCUCUGUCAUAUCUCGAGCUCUUACUGCGGGGUGUCAGAAACUUAUCGUCACUGGAUCCGAUUUGGCAGAGUCUCGAAAGGCUGUCGAGUUAUCUAAGGAGUAUUCCGGAGUACUCUUCGCCACGGUCGGAGUCCAUCCAUGUUCCUGUCUCCAAUUCACGAAAGCUCCAAAUACUCCAGAGACAUAUCUUCAAGAGCUCGAGGAAUUGGCCUUGAAAGCAAAAGACACCAACCACUGCGUUGCUUUUGGUGAAAUCGGUCUCGACUACGAUCGUCUCACACUGUGUCCGAAAGAUGCCCAAUUGGAAUACUUUGAAAAACAACUAGAUAUAGCAACUCGCCUACAUCUUCCACUCUUUCUGCAUUCACGCGCUGCCCAUGAAGAUUUUGUCCGGAUAUUGAAGGCAGGAUUGGGAGAAUUACCUAAAAGAGGGGUGGUGCAUAGUUUCACAGGGACGAAAGAGGAAAUGGAGGAACUGGUUAGUUUGGGAUUUGAUAUUGGGGUAAAUGGAUGUUCAUUAAAAACGGAAGAGAACCUAGAAGUGGUGAAGGCGAUUCCUAUGGAGAGACUUCAGAUUGAGACUGAUGGGCCUUGGUGUGAGAUACGACCUAGUCAUGCAAGUUCGAAAUGGUUAAAGGGAUUUGAAGAGGGGAGGGAAGGGGAAGGAAUGAGUGAGGGCGAGAGAUCGAUAGAGGGUGGAAAGGGGUGGAAGAGUGUGAAGAAGGAGAAAUGGGUAGAGGGGGUAAUGAUUAAGGGUAGAAACGAACCGUGUAUGAUUGGACGGGUGGCGUGGGUUGUUGCAGGGGUCAAAGGAGUGAGUGUGGGAGAAUUGAGAGAAGUGGCAUGGAAGAACAGCUGCAAGAUGUUCGACUUGGGAGCGUAA